UGACAAAAUGGAACCCCCAGCAGCAGUGUGAGGAGACCUGAAAGUGGCACAUGGCAGAGUGUGGCGAUGGAGACAGCAGCAAUGGGAGGCGGUACAGGGACCCAUGAGACACUGUGGACCUGGCAGCAGCAUGAGAGGAGGCGGUACAGGGGCCCAUGGCAGAUUAGGGGCCUGGCAGCAGCAAUGGGAGGCCCGUAAUCUGCCAGCAUCCUAUGACAAAAUGGAACCCAGCAGCAGUGUGAGGAGACCUGAAAGUGGCACAUGGCAGAGUGUGGCGAUGGAGACAGCAGCAAUGGGAGGCCGUACAGGGACCCAUGAGACACUGUGGACCUGGCAGCAGCAU
Molecule: messenger RNA, 343 nt
Organism: Staurois parvus
Lineage: Eukaryota; Metazoa; Chordata; Amphibia; Anura; Ranidae
Source: the annotation of a GenBank genome assembly